GCCAUUCAACACACACACACAUAUGACUCCUAAACCCACCACUGAGCACAGGCUCAUUGGUGUAACUGACUGUUGAGCGAAUACAGUUGACGUGAAAUGACGGCUCAGUGUUCUAUGGUGUUUAAGAGUUUUCCGGCGACUUUGCUGCCAGUUUUGCUUUCAUUUCUUACGUGACUGUACGAGUCCAACCUGUUGACCAAACCCCAGGGCAUUAUGACCCGGUGGAUGGUGAAGUCUGGGACCACAGCGCCCCCAGCGCGCGUCUCCCCGAGCGCGCGGUGCGCAUAAAACCGAGCGCGAGGCUCCGGCAGCGUCACAUGAAGUUCAGAAGCGGGCUGGGAAGCUGCGGGAGCGGCGGUGACGGCGCUCGUCCUCCUUUAGCAGACCUGAUGGGAUUAAAGACGGACGGGGUGAGAAGAGCGCGCGCUGCUCCUCAGGUCCCCCCCCACGCCUGCCCGCUUCAAGGCGCCCCGAUGGCUCUUUUACGCACGGCGGAGCGACAAAGAGGCGACGAUGACGGGAUAUAAAGGCGCGCCGGUCCGCGUCUCCACUCGUUGCGCGAACUCCUCGGAGUGCCCUCCAUGACAUGCGGGGCGAGCGUUGAGGCGCGCGGCUCGGAACCUCGCUGACUCUCCGUCUUCUGCUGGCUUUUCGUUGAUGCUCCUGCGUUGCGCCGAGGGCGCGGGCCACGUUUCGUUGCCCGCGGGGACAAGAUGACACGAAAGAGGCGCCGUGGGCAGAGCGCGCGCUCUUAAGACAGAAAAAAAGCAAAAAAACAAAGUCCGCGCGCGAGUCGCGUAGAGGCGUUCAGAGCCGCGCGCCAUGGAGCUCAAACCCACCGCCGCGGUGUACGGAGAGCCCCUGAACAUCUCGUCCAACCACACCGUCUCCAACCACACGCGCGCGCCCGGAGACGCGAGCGGCGCCGCGCCGGCGCUCGUGCAGGCGCUCGUGGCCACGCUGCUCUCGCUGCUCACGUGCGCCACGGCGCUCUCCAACGCCUUCGUGGUAGCGACGAUUGCGCGCUCGCGCAAGUUGCACACGCCGGCCAACGUGCUGAUCGGCUCGCUGGCCUUCACCGACCUGCUGGUGUCCGUGCUCGUCAUGCCCGUGAGCAUCGUGUACACGGUGCGGCGCGUGUGGACGCUGGGCCGCGUGCUUUGCGACCUGUGGCUCUCCUCGGAUGUCACGUGCUGCACGGCGUCCAUCCUGCACCUGUGCGUGAUCGCGCUGGACCGCUACUGGGCCAUCACGGACGCCGUGGGUUACUCCAAGCGGCGCACCAUUUCACGUGCUGCCACCAUGAUCGCUGCCGCAUGGGUCAUCGCUGUGUCCAUCUCGCUGCCGCCCUUCUUCUGGCAGCAGGUGCGCGCUGAGGACGAGGUGACCACCUGCACCGUCAACACGGACCACGUGUUCUACACCAUCUACUCCACGUUUGGAGCCUUCUACAUCCCCACGCUGCUGCUCAUCGCGCUCUACGGGCGCAUCUAUGCCGAGGCGCGCAAAAGGAUCCUCAAGCAAUCACCCAAGCGGGUGGGCAAGAGGCUCACGUCGGCCCGCCUCAUCAGUGGCUCUCCAGGAUCGGUGGCCUCCACCACCUCGCUCAACUAUGGCACACAUGAGGCAUCCUCAUCCGACGCCAUGCCCGUGGCCAACAACCAGGUGAAGGUGACCGUGUCUGACGCGCUCCUGGAGAAGAAGAGGAUCUCCGCCGCCCGCGAGAGGAAGGCCACCAAGACGCUGGGCGUGAUCCUGGGUGCCUACAUCAUGUGCUGGCUGCCCUUCUUCAUCUACACACUGCUGGUGCCCAUCUGCACCACCUGCACUUUCUACCCGGAGCUCUUCGACGUCUUCACCUGGCUGGGCUACCUGAACUCGCUCAUAAACCCCAUCAUCUACACCAUGUCCAACGAAGACUUCAAGCAGGCCUUCCACAAGCUCAUCCGUUUCAACUGCUUCAGGUCUUGAGCUGACGGGCCUUGUCCACCAGGAUCGAUGUAGGAAGGGUCAGCGGGACUCCAUCACGAGAAGAUGGAUUUGAUUAGCCUGUGUGAAACCGUUUUUGAGAAAUGGUCACACCGAGGACAAAAGUGGCGUAGGCCGAGUCUUUUCAUUAAAGCAUCCAUCUGUUGAGGGUAAAAACAUGCAACGUGCUGCUCCAUCAUGAGAGGAUGGAUACGGCUGGCCUGCGUGAAUGUUUUGAAACUUUGUUUGAGACAGGAACUUCAUGAGAAAUGGUCGCACCGAGGACAAAACUGGCACACCCCGAGUUUUUUCAUUAAAAUGACGUUCAUCUGUGGAGGGAAACACAUGCAACAUCGUGCACCAUCACGAGAAGAUGGAUACAUCUGGCCUGCCUGAAGGUUUUGAAACCAUGUUUGACACAGGAACCUCAUGAGAAAUGGUCACACUGAGGACAAAACUGGCACACUCCAAGUCUUUUCAUUAAAAAACGGCGUCCAUCUGUGGAGGGAAACACAUGCAACUUUGUGCUCCAUCAUGAGGGGAUGGAUAUGGCUGGCCUGCAUUAAGGUUUUGAAACCUUUAUUGAGAGAGGAACCUCAUGAGAAAUGGUCGCACCGAGGACAAAAACAGCACUGCAAGUCAUUGUGAGGCUUUUUGAUGUGCCAUCCAUCCGUGGGAGGAAAAGAUAUGUAAUUUGCUUAAAGCACAUCAUGAAAAGAUGGAUAGUCUAAGCCUGGUUGGAACCGUUUUUGAAAUGAUGAAUGGUCACAGCGGGGACAAAAAUAGUCGCACUGAAGACAUCAUUAGACUAUGGAGACCCAUCGCGAAUCCAAAUGUCUUUUCCAAGCCGGACAAAUCAAUAACCAAUAAGCGAAAACUUGCCUAUAUAGGAGGUUAGACUUACCAGCCAUGCAGUUUAAAGAACGUAUCCAUUUGAAACCCUUCAUAUCCCAGCGUUCGUGGACUGGGCUAUAUGAACCAUGGAGCCUAAUUCUGAGCACAACGUCUCAAGAGUGGCCUAUAAAGUCUCAUCAAAGAGGCACAAAGUCUCAGAUGAGGUUUGAUGCUCUUUUUUCCUGCAUAUCCGAGAAGGAAGAACAUUGGUCUGGGUGGGAAACCACAUUAAAGGAAACUAAAUUAGCCUACCAUUGUAAUGUGCAGGGGUAAAUCUGUCCCACUCCAGACGGCCCCGGGUGGUGAGGCAAUUCUACUAGUUCUACUAGUUCAUUCUAAUGAUUGUAACGAAAAAGCCAUUAGGCCUGCUGUAUCUGUGUGUGUGAGAGACGUGUAGACUGCAGGGUGGUGAGUGUGUGUGUGUGUGUGUGUGUGUGUGUGUGAACAUGCUUGUGUACAUUAUGAGCUUUUGAGUUUUUACUAUAUUUACAAAAGCCAAUGCCAUACCUUUGCAUAGUAAUGUCUAUUAACAAAGCCAUGGUGUUUACUUUUGUAAAUAUUUAGUCAAGUGAGAAAGUCAGAGACCACUCUUUCGAUCACUGUCCAGAAACACAGUAUCUCCAAAAUGGCAACUUUACAGGAAGCAAAAACAUCUGUUACUUUGAAUGUAAGUUCAUGUAAAGAGAUUUAAUUCCAGUUAAUUCCAAUUGCAAUUUUGGAGCUUUUCUGUUGCUCUAUUCAUCAUGAAAAUGUUCAGAAAGUGUGAAGGUACAGCUGCUGGACUCAAAUGUUGGGUGAUAUAUUUAACAGUAAAUUGCACAUAAACCUCCAGUAUAUAUCAAAUUGUUCAGUAUUUACUAUAUUGUCCACUCCUUGCCUUUCCAUUCUUUUCAGGAGACAUGAUUCCAGUUUUCCAAAAAAUAUUUCAUCCAUACCUCCAAAGCUCAGUCUUAGAAGUUGGCUGCGUUUUCUGCUUCUGAUGAUCCUAAUUAGAUAUUUCAUUAGUCCAUAAACGGCUGACGGCUUCUUGACAGCUGCACAUCCUUUCAGACCCAUAGUGCAGAGUUGCCUACUCACAGUGCAAGGAUGGACAGAAACACCUGUAGAUUUUUUCAGAUCUGAAGCGAGAGCUGUUUAUCUGAUGGGGAGAGUGUUGGUGGUCUACCAGGUCUUGCAGGUGGUUGUUAGGAAUUUCAUUUUUUCAUUCACUUGUAGAACCCCAGAUUGGGAAACUUCAUGCAAGUGUAUUAGGUGACAUUUUAUUUGAAUGGGCCUCUACAGAUGGUCUACAGAUACUUAAAUCAUUAACAAACUUACUGGUGGUCCUCAGUUGACUUUCAGCAGCAUUAAGUUUAGGGUUAGGUUUAGGAGUAGGUGUAGGUUUAGGCUUAGGGAAAGAUUUAAUAGAAUCCUCCACACUCAACUUCAAGUUCGCUUGCAUUUAAUAGAUAUGUGGUUGAAAGUUGGUUAAAGAUAUACUGAGCAUGUAAAACGCAGCCACAGUGGAGCCUCCAAAUAAAGUGUUACCAUGGAUUAUUUUAUUCCUAACCUCAGAAAUAUCGCAUUUAGCCAUUUAGAUGCACAUUGCAAGGCAGCUGAGGUGUGUUUGGGUAGUCGCUUGUGUGAAUGAAGGCAACAUAAUGUCAGUGAGAGCAUUGAGAGCUUUUUAGAUUGGAAAGAUGGAAGAGUUAAAGUGCGCAAAAGUAAAUAGUGGACAAAUGUUAUACUGAUAUAUUCCAUGUUUUCUGACACUGAAAGAUGAAUAACUUGGACUUAACGGCUUGGAAACGAAAACGAAAGGGUGCUCUCUGACUUUCGCCCAGUACUGUACAUGCCAGUGUGUGUUGUUUUUCUUUUAAUGUCUGUCUUUAUGGGUUUUGGAGUCUAUUUAUUUAUUUAUUUGUUUGUUUUAUUUAGCUUUUGUUGCAUUGUGGGUAGCUUUUCUGGACAGAGCAGGUCUAAAACACAACCAGGCCUGCUGCUGAAAAUGGAAAGAUGAGGCUGCAGACGGCAGUCUUUGUCAUUAUGUAACAAACUCUUCAAAACACGCCUGCGAUUGUGAAAUAUGGGACCGCCGACAAGUCCAACUGGACACAAACGUGACGAGAAUGCAAAUGGACUGUGGUCACGUUGGUAUAGAGCACAAUUCGAUUUGUCUGAUAAAAUGCAGAUCAAGCCAAUUAACAAUGCAACAACAUUUCCGGUGACAGUGUGGGUUUACCGGCAUUUCAUGAAAGCUACUGCUGUACUAUAAGCUUCUGUGCAUUUAAGCAAUGUCCUGUAACUACCUUUGGCAAUGUGGGCUAAAUUCCAAUCCAAACGGAAGUCUAAAGAACUGCUGCUAUUACAAAACGUGAAAAAAAAAAUAAUGAUAAUAAAAAAAAAGUCACUGA
Messenger RNA from Pygocentrus nattereri (red-bellied piranha), 5255 nucleotides. RefSeq names its product 5-hydroxytryptamine receptor 1B-like. Gene Ontology annotation, biological process: regulation of behavior; adenylate cyclase-activating adrenergic receptor signaling pathway; vasoconstriction. Gene Ontology annotation, cellular component: plasma membrane. The coding region runs from base 823 to 1971 and encodes 382 amino acids. NCBI's taxonomy places the organism in Eukaryota, Metazoa, Chordata, Actinopteri, Characiformes, Serrasalmidae. The transcript has a single exon. Gene Ontology annotation, molecular function: G protein-coupled serotonin receptor activity. The record is from RefSeq and is a predicted model, not a curated record.